Messenger RNA from Physella acuta, 1364 nucleotides. RefSeq names its product dipeptidase 1-like. Lineage: Eukaryota; Metazoa; Mollusca; Gastropoda; Physidae. The record is from RefSeq and is a predicted model, not a curated record. Gene Ontology annotation, molecular function: metallodipeptidase activity. Gene Ontology annotation, biological process: proteolysis.
AAUCAACACUGCUGGUCUGACGGUUAGAUCCCACGCUGUUGUUCUGGGAGGAUUUAGACGGAUUAUUGGUGAGGAUGGCACGCGAUAGGUCUACAAGUCUGGAGGGACUGCUGCAUUCGGCAAGAAAACACCGCAGUAUGACGGUUAUAGUGGUCAUCUCUGUGGUCGCCGUCCUGGGUCUGACGCUAGGACUAGGACUAGGACUUGGUCUACAGGACAAUGACGAUGCUUCCGGUAGAGUUUCAGCGAGGGACACGCUGAUACCGAACAUCACAGACAUCCUGUCACGUGUGCCACUGAUUGACGGACAUAACGAUCUGGCUGACAAAUUCCGUAACCUGACCGACAACAAGGUGUGGGGUAAAAACCUCAAAACGGGCUGGGAAGAUGUGCAGACGGACAUACCGAGGUUAAGGAAGGGCAUGGUCGGUGCACAGUUCUGGGCGAUCUACGUGUCGUGUAAGAGCCAGUACAAGGACGCUGUCACCCUCUCAUUGGACCAGACUGACGUCAUCAAAAAGUUCGUCUCCAUGUACCCUGACGAUUUUGAGUUUGUCACAGCUAGCGAAGGUAUUAUGGACGCCUUUAACAAGGGGAAGAUUGGGAGCAUGAUGGGACUAGAGGGAGGUCACUCUAUUGACAGCAGCCUCGGUAACCUCCGCAUGUUCUACGAGCUGGGGGUUCGCUACAUGACCUUGACCCACACCUGCAACACCCCCUGGGCAGGCAACAGCCAUAUGGACGAUCCAGAAAACAAGCCCGAAGGAUCUGACGGACUUACCGAGUUUGGAAAAAUCGUUGUCAAGGAGAUGAACCGUCUUGGCAUGAUGGUGGACCUGUCUCACGUUAGCCACAAGACCAUGCUGGACGCCCUCAGCGUGACUCAGGCUCCGGUCAUGUUUAGCCACUCGUCGGUCUACAGUCUCUGCAACCACUCGAGGAACGUUCGGGAUGAUGUGCUCGACAAGUUGAAAGAAAAUAAUGGAAUCAUAAUGAUUAAUUUUUACCCAAACUUCGUGUCAUGCAGUGAUAACUCCACGAUUAAAGAUGUUGUAGAGCAUAUCAAUUACGUCAAAAGAAGAAUAGGAACAAAAUAUAUCGGCAUCGGUGGAGAUUUCGAUGGAGUUGACAUCGUGACUCAAGGACUGGAGGAUGUGUCCAAGUAUCCGGAUCUGUUUGAGGCGUUAGUCAAAAGUAACGAGACAUGGAGUCCAGAAGAUAUAGAGAAUCUUGCUGGGAAAAACCUCAUUCGGGUCUUUAAAGAAGUGGAAAAAGUUAAGCAGGACUUGAUAAACCAGCCGCCCUCUGAGGAUUUGAUCCCCGAGGAAACGUGGAGAAAAAAUGAUUGUCGCACGGAAUUCUAG